CGUGUCGCCGUGCCCAGCACCGCUGUCGGCCAUCUUGGUCGACACCCACCUACUGGAGUCACUGCGGUGCACAGGCAGCCCAAUCAGAGGCGGCCGGUGCUGAGCUGACUGGCAGAGGGGCUGGGAUUUUUUUGUUUGUUUGUUUUGUAAUGGUGUGUUUUUUUUUCACCACACUGUGCUCUGUUGCAUUUUAAACGGCCGGUCUGCACAGAAGGGAGAAUCAGAGGCUGAAGAGGAGGAGGAGAAGGAGGAAGAGCGGAGGCCCCUCUCCAGACAGCAGCUUAUUUCAUCCAGUUGUAUCGAAGAGGAGGGGAGGAUGCAGACCUAAAGAGGAAGAGGAGCAGCUCUCCCCCCCGACACCUGCCUCUUCAUCGCCUCCUCUCUUUUUCUCGGUCUUCAUCCUCUCUGGAGCAAAGGCCGUUUUCCUUUCUCCUUUUCUCCUUUUCUCCUCGCCGCUGCCUUGUUUUUUGGCCCGGCGAUCGCUGAGUCAUCAUGUCAGACCUGACGCCUCAGAGCGAGACCCCGACCCCCACCACAGACAAGAUCACCCAGGCCGCACGGGAGACCAUCUAUCUCUGCAACUUUCGCGUCUCCGUCGACGGCGAGUGGCUCUGCCUGCGCGAGCUCAACGACAUCUCGCUCACGCCGGACCCCGAGCUGGACCACGAAGAUCCCAAAGACCCGAUUGCCAUUGAAAGGCUCAACUUGAUGAACAUGGCCAAGCUGAGCAUCAAGGGCCUGAUCGAGUCGGCGCUCAACCUCGGACGCACGCUGGACUCCGACUACGCGCCGCUCCAGCAGUUCUUUGUCGUCAUGGAGCACUGCCUUAAACACGGACUAAAAAGUAAGAAGACGUUCCUGGGGCAGAACAAGUCGUUCUGGGGGCCCCUGGAGCUGGUGGAGAAGCUGACCCCUGAGGCCGGAGAGAUCACUGCCAGCGUGAAAGACCUGCCUGGGUUAAGAACUCCGUUGGGAAGAGGCCGGGCCUGGCUGCGCCUGGCCCUGAUGCAGAAGAAGCUCUCAGACUACAUGAAGACCAUCAUCAACAGGAAGGACCUGCUCAGUGAGUUUUACGAGCCAAACGCCCUGAUGAUGGAGGAGGAGGGCGCCGUCAUCGCCGGGCUGCUCGUCGGCCUGAACGUCAUCGACGCCAAUCUGUGCAUGAAGGGGGAGGACUUGGACUCGCAGGUCGUCGUCAUCGACUUUUCCAUGUACCUGAAAGAUGGAGGACACAGCAGCAAGAGUGCAGAGGGUGACGGUCAGAUCACUGCGAUCCUCGAUCAGAAGAAUUACGUUGAAGAGCUGAACAGACACUUGAGUGCAUCGGUAAAUAACCUCCAGGCCAAAGUAGACGCCCUGGAAAAGUCCAACACGAAGCUAACGGAAGAGCUGGCAGUGGCAAACAACAGGAUCAUCACUUUACAAGAGGAUGUGGAGAGAGUAAAGGAAGAGAGCUCAUUUCAGCAGGAGUCCAGGAAGGCGUCGUCAGCGGACGGACAGGUGCUGGGUGAAACCCGGAAGCAGCUCAGAGAGGAAACUCAGCUUCGACUGGACGUGGAGCGGGAGCUGGAGGUGCAGAUCGGGAUGAAGCAGGAGAUGGAGCUGUCCAUGAAGAUGCUGGAGAAGGACAUCUGUGAGAAGCAGGACGCUCUGGUGGAGCUCCGGCAGCAGCUGGAAGACCUUCGUGCCAUCAACCAACAGCUCAGCCACAAGUCACAGAGCGCAGAUUUGAGCUCGAAACAGAAAAGUGAAGCCAUCGCUCGGCUGGAGGAGAAAAUCAGCCAGAUGUCUGGCACCGUGAACCAGCUGGAGAACAGAUGCAAACAGGCCGAGAGGGAGCGGGAUCUGGCCUUAGAGGCCAACCGGCUCUUCAAGCAGGACUUUGGAGACAAAAUUGAGGGUCUGCAGGCGGAGGUGGAGCAGCUGCGCAGACAAAGAUUUGGUCUGGAGCAGGAGCUGAGAGAACGAGAGCAGAAGCAAAAUCUGAGCGCCGCAGCCAGAGCUUCUGCUCCGAGGAAGAUCAAGCAUCCAGAGAGUCCUCCAAAGCUUCUUUCACAAUCCACACCAACCAAGACGGCCCAGCCACUGGGAGAACUGGAGGAGAAAACCAGUCUGAGCUCCAGUCUCUCGUCACAUACUGAGGAUGAGCAGGAAGAGAAGCUCCCUGAGGGCCCCCAGCCUUAUGUUUGCAACCUGUGUAAACAGGACGACUCCCUCUUGAGGACAAAGAAACAAUGCAAGAACUGCUUAAACUUUUUCUGCGUGAGCUGCGUCUCUCAUGAGCUGCCGCUGCCUUCCUCCAUCCUCCCGGAGACGGUGUGCACGUCCUGCUACUCGCAGUUGCUGCAGCAGUACUCGUCGACGCCAACAUAAGCUCGCAGAACAAUCAGAGGCAUUAAGACCCAAAAAACCGGCACUGCAGGAAGCACUUUCCCCCCUCAAAAUGUCAUGAAAGAUCCUCUCUGGGGUGUAUUUUUUUUAAACAUUCAAAUGUUUGCCAUGCAGGUUUCCAACCAGUAACACCUUUAUUUGGUGUUGCUGGUCACUUCCACUUCAACUUGAGGGAAAAUCGGCUGCAGCGUAGCUGACAAAGGCACCAAACUGGAUUUAAAAUACAUUUAUAUAACCUCUCUCAUUGUUUCUUAAUAUAAAAAUAUAUAUUGCUGCGUAUUUCAACAGAUAUUUAUGUUUUUAAUGAAUAAAAAUGGAGAAACUGGAUGCUAUGCUUGUAUUUUGAGCUUCUGCUUUGCUUUUUGUAGUGUUGAUAGCAGAUCACAGUUUCACAGUUUUGGUCUCUGCAUCAGAUUUCCGCUGGUGCCAAGUGGGGACAAUCCGUUAUGAGAAUGGAAACAAAUUUGGCCUAAAAUGUUUAUUUUAAACGUGAAAAAAGUGGCCACAUGCUUCUCAUUUCUCCUUAUUUUGAGAAAUUGCAUUAGCCUUAUAUGUAUUUUUAUGCAAUAUUUAGUAUUUGGUGGCUAGGGUUAGCCCAUAAGCGCAGCAAAGCUUAGCAUAAAGUGGAGAUAGAUUCCAGUUAACUGCCUUGUUAGCUGUUUCACCAAACCAGCACGUAGAAGCCGAUUAGUCCACAUAUGAAGCUCAUAAGGACAAAAUAUUGGUUAAAUAAUGGAUCCUACAUGUGCAAUGGUUGCACAAUGACGCCAGAUUAAAUGCUUAUCUAGAUUUGAUGUGAGACCCAAAAAGACCUUUAUAGGUUUCUCUAUCAUCGAGCCAAUGCGCGUAAAGCCAAUUAGUCCAACUCAAUGGUUUUCCUCAUGAAUAUAUCACAUAUAGGGCCCACAUGGAAAAAAAAUGGUUAAAUAAUGGGCACCACUUGGCCUUGUCAAAUGGUUUGGCAAUGACUCCAGAUUAAAUGUUUAUAUAGGUUUGGUGUGGGGCCCAUUUGGGCGUAACCAAAUACCAAAUUAUGACCCAAAAAGGAUCUUCAUAGACACCUGGAAGCUGACUAGUCCGACUCCAUGGUUUUCUUGAUAUUUCUUAUGCCAACACCAGAUUUAAUUUUGACAUUUAACUAAUCUAGUUAAUAAAAUGCAUAUUAACAUUAACUAUCAUUCACAUGGGUUAAAUAAUGGACACCAUAUGGGUUCUUAUAGGUUUGAUCUGUGACCCAUGUGGGCACACAGUUAUAACUAUCCUAGUACCAAAUUCAGAACAAAGAAAGACAUUCAUAAGACACUCCAUCUGGUUUCGCCAUUAUGAGACGCACUGCAUUGGCUCCCAUUGUCCAGGUUACGCCCACAAAUCCUUAUGGGGCCCACAUACUUAUGAUGACUGGUACAUUGUAGGUGCUACAUCUGCUAAUGCAAGGAAUAAUAGUGUGUUUUACAAUAUAAAGGUAUACUCUACCAAAAUGGCUGCUGUCUGAAUAAAACAUGGUAAAAGCAGAGGUAAUAAAUGGUUAGUACCUCCGUCUGGGCUUCAUUAAAUCCGUCACCUACAGUAUUGUUGAAGUGAAAGUGAUUUUUAGGGUUUGAAAACAUAAAUACAGAAAAACAUGUCAACCACGAGCUUAUGUUGCUAACUGGAACAGGGUUAAAUUAGGCGGGAUAUCUGAGUUUAUGGUUAUAAACAUCUCCUUUUUUAGAAUUUAUUCCUUAUUGGCUUUUUUUCAGCUGUCACCAAACCAAAGUGCAUUGACAAGCUGCAACUGCAGUAAAUAUGCUAGAUGGAGCAAUCUAAAUGAGCCAGCAGGAAUUUAGCAUUUGGUUUAUUGUGUUAUUGCAAAUGUACAUGUGAGCUGAAGCUGCUUUAAAGAUAAAUAAUAAACUGGUAUCCAAUUAUUA
Xiphophorus couchianus (Monterrey platyfish) is the source of this 4301-nucleotide messenger RNA. It is a transcript of the gene rufy3, whose product is annotated as RUN and FYVE domain containing 3. The transcript is spliced from 18 exons. Gene Ontology annotation, biological process: regulation of axonogenesis. Bases 493 to 2373 code for a protein of 626 amino acids. Lineage: Eukaryota; Metazoa; Chordata; Actinopteri; Cyprinodontiformes; Poeciliidae. The record is from RefSeq and is a predicted model, not a curated record. Gene Ontology annotation, cellular component: cytoplasm. Gene Ontology annotation, molecular function: metal ion binding.